This is a messenger RNA of Nematolebias whitei (Rio pearlfish), 1293 nucleotides long. RefSeq names its product voltage-dependent P/Q-type calcium channel subunit alpha-1A. The record is from RefSeq and is a predicted model, not a curated record. Gene Ontology annotation, biological process: calcium ion import across plasma membrane; chemical synaptic transmission. Gene Ontology annotation, molecular function: high voltage-gated calcium channel activity. Gene Ontology annotation, cellular component: voltage-gated calcium channel complex; neuronal cell body. NCBI's taxonomy places the organism in Eukaryota, Metazoa, Chordata, Actinopteri, Cyprinodontiformes, Rivulidae.
ACCAUCACUGACACCAGCCCAAUGCGUCGCUCCACCUCCAGCCUGGUCCAUGGACGUUCAGGCCGUGGCGUGAGGCUGGAUGACUACUCCCUGGAGAGGGUAGUGUCUGAGGAGGGGAGACACGGUGGAGGAUGUAGGCACAGGGACAGAAGUCACCGCACCUCACAGCGCUCCCUGACCAGAUACACAGAUGCAGAUACGGGCCUGGGUACAGACCUCAGCACAACGACUCAAUCAGGCGACCUGCCACCCAAAGAGCGUGAGCGGGACAGAGGCCGCACCAAGGACCGUCGUCACCACCAUCACCACCACAGACAUCACAGCUCAAUGGACAAAGAUCGCUAUGGCCCCGACCGCCAUGACUACCCACACAGGCAUCCCCAUGACCGCCACUGGUCCCGUUCACCUAGUGAAGGACCUGAUGGGAGAGGUCACAGACAGGGCAGUAGUUCAGUAAGCGGCAGCCCAGUCCCGUCCACUUCAGGGACCAGCACGCCACGGAGAGGUCGUCGUCAACUGCCACAGACCCCUGCUGUUCCACGUCCACAUGUCACCUACUCUCCCGCUGUUCGCAAGCCCAUCUACGCCCCCCCAGGCCCAGGCCGAUUGCGCUCGCCUUCCCCCCGACACUUCUCCCCACCAGAUCAUGACAGAAGUUACCACCGACCUCCAUCACGCCAUUCCUCUCCGCACCAUGGCGGGUCCUCGUCCAGGCAUGGUUCACCACGCUCACCUCGCCACCAGUCCCCGCACUCACCUCUCCAUGGUUCUCCUAGAUCUCCACACCGUAACCGCUGGAGUGGGCCCCCACCUGGCGACAGCCUGGGCGGGGACGGGUCCUUCUACGAGAGAGAUUAUGAGUAUGAGCGGCACCAUGAGCCACCUGCCUAUGAGCAAAGCCUCUCCCAUGGCAACCCUCAUCCGCACAGUGGAAAUCCUCACCCGCACCCACGCUCACCUAGGACUGCCCGCCAUGGGCCCCCUCCACCCCCACCCACACAUCCGCGUAGGGUACCUAAUGGCUACCGCUCAUCCUCACCGUCCCCACAUAGACGGGGACCAACGGGUGCACCCCACCAACACCACCGGCCUCCCCAUGCCAGAGGCCCCCGCAAGGGCCUUCAUGAACCUUACAGUGAGACGGACGAGGAUGACUGGUGCUAGCGACCACAGAGUAUAAGAAAUACAGACAACAAAGAAGAACAAGAACCAACGCCUCCAGUGCUCUGGCCAAUGAUAUGAAAACUUUUAAUAAAGCAGAGUUGGUAAUGUUUUUCUGGAGGGGUUGGAUAC